AUGAGCCCCGCGCCGCCCAAGCCCCUCGGCCGCAAUGCCGCCGCACGCCCGCCGCAACCCCCUCCCCCCCCAGGCCCCAACAAAAACAACACAACCAUUAACAGCACUGCUAUAGACACUACCGACACCAUCAAUUUCACCAAUAUCAUCAAACGUAUCCCUUUCAUCACCGCCAACAUAACUUCUACCAAUGCCAACAUCCCUUCCACCACCGCUAAAGACACCACUUCCACCACUAUCAACACCUCUUUUACCAACACCAUCAAGCGAGCCAUCACUAACAACAUCACCCACAACCGCCCCCCCCCCCGCCCCAGCCGCGUCCUACCUGUCCGCAAGCACUUGAAAUUCAUAAUCACUUUAUCCUUAACACCUCCACCAGGCAGGAGAUCACAACCGUCAAUCACAACUUCUCACAACCCUUCUACAAACCCUCUGAACUCGCAACCAGGCCUACAACCAAGCCACGACUCCCGCCUUCGCCACAACCAUACACCCACGGCAUACAGACAACCAAUGCCCAACCGCUACACUACGACCCAAGGAAAGAUAGGGUGCAGGAGAUCACAACCGUCAAUCACAACUUCUCACAACCCUUCUACAAACCCUCUGAACUCGCAACCAGGCCUACAACCAAGCCACGACUCCCGCCUUCGCCACAACCAUACACCCACGGCAUACAGACAACCAAUGCCCAACCGCUACACUACGACCCAAGGAAAGAUAGGGUGUUAA
Penaeus indicus is the source of this 735-nucleotide messenger RNA. Its product is annotated as salivary glue protein Sgs-3-like. The record is from RefSeq and is a predicted model, not a curated record. The coding region runs from base 1 to 735 and encodes 244 amino acids. The transcript is spliced from 4 exons. NCBI's taxonomy places the organism in Eukaryota, Metazoa, Arthropoda, Malacostraca, Decapoda, Penaeidae.